This is a messenger RNA of Colletotrichum gloeosporioides, 234 nucleotides long. RefSeq lists its product as uncharacterized. Lineage: Eukaryota; Fungi; Ascomycota; Sordariomycetes; Glomerellales; Glomerellaceae. The transcript has a single exon. The record is from RefSeq and is a predicted model, not a curated record. Bases 1 to 234 code for a protein of 77 amino acids.
AUGUUCUCCGUGUCUGUGUCAGUCGAGCCAGGUACGGUAGUCGUGGCGGUUGUUGUCACUGCGGUCGCGCUUGUGAUAGCAACGCAAAUAUACGAGCGAAUACGACGUGACCAAAAGUACAAGUUUCCUGGCCGCAUACCUGGCAUUCCUAUAUUUGGAAAUUCUUUCCAAAUCCCUGCCAUACAGCAAGGACCAUGGGCGAAGGAAAAGGCAGAAAAAUACGGCGAGAUGUGA